AUUUUACAUACAACUUGGGUUUGCUCCGUCUUUGUCUCCUUUUUAGCCUUUCAGGCGCCAGGGCGCUACCUAUUAUCAAAUUAUAUUUCCCAUGGGACCUUCCGGAAAGGCAGGGCGAUCUUCUAUACCGUUCUAGUCAGGGUCAACCCCACUUGAUUCGAUUGUCCUCCGCGGCAAGCGCCUAAUCGACCGUUUCGCCUGCGCUUGCUUCAAAAGUAUCCCACGAUGAGUCGGCGGUUUUCAAUUGUUGACCUCACCUCGGCACGGGCACAUCCUUCCCCUCGCCACCUCCGACAAAUUUCCUCAUCUCCAUCUAUCUCCUCCAUAUCCUCAUCGUCACCAGAUCCCCACACGAUGCCCCGAGGCACCAAGCGAAAACGCCGGCACGACGAAGAUGCUACCGAUAGCGAGUCACCACCGAACGGCCCGCAAAGUCCCAUCGAGUCUAUCGACCUGACAGAGGUUGAAGGCUCCUCCGCUCUCGCCAAGGCCCUCGCAAAGCAACGCGAAGAUGCCGUCAAGGCGCAGUCAACAGAGGAAGGAGACAAAGCUCGCUCUAUGCUGAAAGCAUACCAGUGUCCAGUCUGCAUGGAUACUCUCGAGGAUGCCACUAGCACGUCAUGCGGUCACCUCUUCUGCCAUAAGUGCAUCGUCGAAUACCUGCAAUCAGUCGACGAUCAACGAAUCGACCAAGGAAAACAGGCCAAGGGAACCUGCCCGGUGUGCAGAAAGACAAUCACCCGGAACGAGUCAAGUGGACCUCGGAGAAGUCUCAUACCCUUGAAGCUCAAGGUGACGACUAAGAAGCGGCGCCCCCUCCCUUCAAGUGAAGCGUGAACCUCUUGAAUACCCUUCUUUUACAGCAUGGCGAAUGGUGGGGGCAUGGGCUAGCAUGGCGUUUACUACAUACAGGUGUCCCAUUUUUCUAGCACUUUACGACAAUGAUGAGCAAUGCAUUUUCUGGGUGUUAUGUACUUUGAGUACCUACGUUUUGGACUCUGUUUUACUCCUUUCACG
Molecule: messenger RNA, 1017 nt
Organism: Penicillium subrubescens
Lineage: Eukaryota; Fungi; Ascomycota; Eurotiomycetes; Eurotiales; Aspergillaceae
Exons: 2
Coding region: 226-837 (203 amino acids)
Source: RefSeq, a predicted model, not a curated record